AUGGUAGAGUCCCGUUUCUGUUUUAGCGACAAUAACUUCAUUGGGUGUAGUUCGAAGUCGGCGAGUUUGAGCGGCAUCACGGAUACUAGGUUGGGUUCGACAAGUCGGGAGGAAACGCGAAAGGGAUUGAGCUACGUUGUCGGAACUUGGUCUGCAAUAACAGUAACUACCAUCAGCCACUGUAUCCCCGGCUCCUUGUCUGUUUGUGAGCGGGGGUUUUCUCGGGGCCCCAGAGACCUUGAACGGCUUCCCAACGCUGGAUCCCACCCAACGAGAAAGGUUCCGGAUACUCCAACACAGUUGAAGGAGCUGUCUCCCCCAUCAAUUGACAUAUAUCCAGGCCCUGGCACCUUCGUGGACAACGAGGCUCCCAACAUCCCCAAAGACCCACGCCGUGUCUUUGAGCUGCUCGCAAGAGCUACUCCAGGCUUCACUCAAGACCGCCGUCUAUGGGACUCAGUGUCUUUCGAAGGCAGUGCCGAGCCAAUCGCACCAGGCCCGUUAAAAGCUCCCGUUCUUGCUGCCGCUCUUCACGCCAUGUGUGGAGUUGUUGCGAAAGAACUCCUGGAGCAGAGAGACGGCUGCCGUUCGGACCAUCACUCAACGAUCAAUACCGAUCACGCGGCUCUGUGGUUAGGCACCACUGCAAUCACCAAACGCAAUGGCAUUACUGUGCCGCAACUGUCGAAAAGUGUAAAACUUGGGGAGAUUUUCCCCAAGGAUCUUGAGAAAGACACCUUUAAGACGCCCACGAGAUUGCGCACAACUGCCUGUUACCCCACGAAAAAGGAGGGCGUCUGGUUUCAGCUGCAUGGCUCGCUCAACGCGGAUCCAGUUCUUCGAGCAAUCGGGUUGGACCCUGCCACCCCGUGUGAGAGCCGCGAAGAAGCGUACAAGAUCAUCGGCGAAGAAGUACGCAAAUUCGAACCGGAACAACUGGAGAUGAUUCACGUCUACAAGGGCCUCUGCGGUAGUAUGUGUCAUACGCCAGAAGCGUGGAGGCAGACACAGAUGCACAAGGAGCUCUCCAAACAUCCACUGGUGAACUACACACAUGUACCAUACAUGGUGCCUACUCCUGCCGUGCCCUUCUUCCCUGCCCCGAGUAGAGACAAACGACCCUUGGCCGGGAUCAAAGUUGUCGAGUUGGUCCGCAUCAUUGCUGGCCCGGUUAUUGGAAACACCCUUGCAUCGCUUGGAGCAGAUGUCAUCCGUGUCAACUGUAGCCGGCUUCCUGAUUUCAAUUCUCUGCAGCUGACUUUGAACGCUGGCGUCCGAACAGCUGACCUUGAUCUGAGUAAGGCCGAGGAUCUCUCAAAAUUGAAGGAGCUCAUCCAGGAAGCGGAUGUCUUUAUCCAAGGCUACCGGCCUGGCGUCUUCAAGAGGAAAGGCUUGGGUCUCCACGAAGUGCUCGAUAUGGCGAGCAAGAGGGGCAAAGGCAUCGUCUACGUGGAGGAGAACUGCUACGGGCCGGAUGGUCCGUUCCACGAUCGACCUGGCUGGCAGCAGAUUGCUGAUGCUGCUUGUGGCUGUUCCUACGUGACUGGCAAAUACUUGGGGCAUACCGACGGGAGGUGCGUCCUUCCAGCAUUGCCUGUGCCCGACAUGUUGACUGGUCUUAUUGGUGCCAUUGGGACCAUGAUGGCCAUCAGAGACCGCGCCCGUCAUGGCGGAUCCUACCACGUGUUUGCCUCCUUGAUGGCCGCAGCUGCUGUCCUGCUGGAGCCCGAGGUGGGCUUGUAUCCCCCAGAGGUGACGCAGAAAUGUGAUGAAAGAUUCAGGUGGGGAGCCGUGGAUCCUUCACUGUUUGUCUUGGAGCUUCUCGCCGUCGUUGUUGAGGCCUGGCAACGGGUGCUUCCUGAAUACUUUGGCUCCGAUGCAACCUGGACCACCAAACUGAAUGGCGAAUGGGGGCAUUUCGAACUCCUCAAGCCAGUGCUCCAGUUUGAGGAUCAGGAGGUGUCGCCUCGCUGGCUGACGGCCCCAGAGCCCAAUUGCCGCCACGAGAGCCACGAAAUCUCGUUCCGUCAGACGGCCGCUCCCAUCACGACCAUCAUGAACGCGCACUGA
Molecule: messenger RNA, 2070 nt
Organism: Fonsecaea multimorphosa CBS 102226
Lineage: Eukaryota; Fungi; Ascomycota; Eurotiomycetes; Chaetothyriales; Herpotrichiellaceae
Exons: 2
Coding region: 1-2070 (689 amino acids)
Molecular function (GO): catalytic activity
Source: RefSeq, a predicted model, not a curated record